This is a messenger RNA of Gregarina niphandrodes, 1203 nucleotides long. RefSeq lists its product as hypothetical. The transcript has a single exon. Bases 1 to 1203 code for a protein of 400 amino acids. Lineage: Eukaryota; Apicomplexa; Conoidasida; Eugregarinorida; Gregarinidae. The record is from RefSeq and is a predicted model, not a curated record.
AUGAUAGGGAAGGUGAUUUGCGUAGUAGAUCCGAAGGGCCGGAAGAAGGGAUGUUGUGGCGGUGGACCGAGGGUGGAGAGGCCGGCGGGGUUCUGUCAAUUGUAUAUAAAGAGUCGCGAGGGGUACAUGGAUUUGUUGGUACCGGGUGACUCGCCGCCGCGGAUGACGACAAAUCGGUAUACGAGUCACGACAACGUGUUGUUUACAAAUUGUCGGCUCUACGAUCAGGAGGGGGACGAGACGAAGUGUUUGGCGUGUGUAUUUAAUCCGUUUCGGAACGAAGUGGUAUUGUUUGGCGAAGGUGCAGGUCGAGGUGGCGCUGCAAGUUUUUCUGAGGCUGCGGCGGCGGAGCAGUUGUACCGGUUUAUUCGCGGUGGUGUGACGGUGAGUAAGCAUUCGCAGGUUGUGGAUAGCGGAGCGGGUAUUUCGUUUACGAGUGUGGGCAACGGUUCGGCUAUGAUGCCUGCCGCCAACCCGAGUCGGACGCGGGAAGAGUUGGAGAACGAGUUCUGGGCGUGUGUGCUAAUGCUGGAGGCCUUGCUCUACCACUCCAGCUCGUGGCAGUUGUCGCCGGCGGCGGUGGAGUGUUUACGCGUGUGCGUGGACUCGGUUGCGCGCGCGGCCAAGUUAGACGCUGCACUCAAGUGGGCUUGUGCUAGUGGGAACAUGACUCUGACGCAGCAGGUGGAGGCGGAACGGCAGCAGGAAGAGCGCGUCCGGCUGGAGGCUCAGCGACUCGAGGUCGAGCGUCAACAACGACAAGUGGAACUCGAUAAACAACAAAUGGAUUUAAUCAAGCAACAACGCGACCUCGACGCCCAGAAGGCCGCCCUCGGCCUUACACCGCCCACCGCUUCACCCCAACUCUCACCACAGGCCUCACCAGCGUAUCCGCCCCAAGGCUUACCCCAACCUAUCUACCAACCGCAGUACCAGGCCCAAUAUCCGACUGGCUACCCACCUGUCUACCCCUAUGGAGCACCGCCUCCCGCCUACGGACCACCACCGGCCUACAGACCCUAUGGACCCCCACACUGCCACGAUCCCCACUACGACCCUCACUACGACCCCCACUGCCACGGAGGACCCCAUGGGGGCCGUGGCCGACAUGGCCGCGGCAGUCACAGCACCGGCAAAAACGUCGCCAUCGGCCUAGGCGCAGGUGUCAUCGGAGCACUCGCCGCCGAGGCUUUGUUCAAUUAA